AUGAAGCAGAGAUCAGAGAAAGUUGGAAACGCCAAUAAUAGCCCCAAGAAUGGCUCCAAGCACAACCCCACCAGACACAACGCUGAGCAAGAAGCUCUAAGAGAUGGGGUCAGUCCAUUUCCAGCCGCCUCUGGAAUCACCGUGAAAGCUAUCAAUGCAGCUGCCGUUUUUGCUGUAACAGCCUUCUCCUUAAUAGAGGCUUCAACUUUAACAUUAGAUUGUGAUUUUGAGUUAACGAUCACGGUCUUCAACGAAUUCUUCACCUGUAACAGUGGCUUGAAAAUGCGUAGGAGUUUGGUGGCUGCAGCCUCUUCUGGCUGCUGCAAGUGUAGUUAA
This is a messenger RNA of Fraxinus pennsylvanica, 336 nucleotides long. Lineage: Eukaryota; Viridiplantae; Streptophyta; Magnoliopsida; Lamiales; Oleaceae. The record is from the annotation of a GenBank genome assembly.